UGGACCAUUCAGACGGGAUUAAAAUCACUGCCGAUAACAGCAGCAGUCGCCUCUUCUGACGCCUGGAUACUGCGCUUAUUCCCGAAACCAGCCCAGGUCUGACAGCCGGUCAAGGCAGCUCCUACACCUGCCUGCCACAUCAACGGACCAGGCAUCUCUUACGGGAUAUUUCCAUCGUUAGUGUUUUCUUCAUUGCCGCUCUCCGGUGGUGAGAUGCCCGGCUGGCCGCUGACGGGCUGCGGGACAGAAUGAGGAUCGGCCUCGGUGUCAUCCCGCAGCCCGAACCCGCCUGCUCGGGUCUUCCUAGCCUCAGCAACCGGGUCGAUUUCUGACCAGAAGACAUGGCUGUGACUGUUUCGGCAUGUGUACGGAUUUAAUAAACAGCAAUCAUGAGGUUUCCUUGGGAUUGACUUGAACAAUGCGAAAGGAAGUGCGGCGGAGGAUCGACAACAGGGUUUCCGAAAACCGCGAGCAGGAGAUGCUCCACAGGGCGUCUGCUGGACUCUGUCAGCUGCAGGGAAUUAUGAGUUUACUCAUUCUGCCUGUCGUUUUCAGUGGAGACAGCCAGGUGGAUCGCUGUAGCCUGUAUUUCAUGUAGACUGCAACAGACGGCCUGCCUGCCAUAGAGUGGAGGACAAGCAGCCCACAGCAGGGAUCGGGAGGUUUGAAGAGGUGUUACAAGGGGACCCUGCUCAAAAUGGAGCGAUGUGGAUUGGCGUGUUCCUAUUCCUUGUGAACUGCAGAAAGGAAGCAAUCACGAGGACGAAGGAUCAAUUAGCAGGCGGAGGAGGCGGUGGGGGAGUGGUGUCAGAAGAAAAGGUGGUAUGGCUGGGGGUGCAUUUGGGAUGGCGAAUGGAAACGAGAGCAGUGAGGGGCCUGCAGGGCCUGCAGGGCCCAUGGCAGCGGUGGUGGCUACUGCUGGAGGUGUUGUAGCGGAUAGUUCUUCUUCAGCUGUCUCUACGUACAUCAAGCUGGUGCUACUGGGGCUCAUCAUCUGCAUCAGCCUGGUGGGCAACCUGGUGGUGUCUCUGCUUGUACUACGGGACCGGGCCCUGCACAAAGCACCUUACUACUUCUUGCUGGACCUGUGUCUGGCAGACACCAUCCGCUCGGCCAUCUGCUUCCCCUUUGUCUUGGUGUCUAUUAAGAACGGUUCAGCCUGGACCUACAGUGUGUUGAGCUGCAAAGUAGUGGCAUUCAUGGCAGUGCUCUUCUGCUUCCAUGCCGCCUUCAUGCUGUUCUGCAUCAGUGUAACGCGCUACAUGGCCAUUGCACACCACCGCUUUUACUCCAAGCGUAUGACAUUUUGGACAUGUGUAGCGGUGGUGUGCAUGGUGUGGACACUGUCAGUUGCAAUGGCAUUUCCCCCAGUUUUUGAUGUUGGCACCUACAAAUUCAUUCGAGAGGAGGACCAGUGUAUCUUUGAGCAUAGGUACUUCAAGGCCAAUGAUACUUUAGGCUUCAUGCUGAUGCUAGCUGUACUCAUUCUUGCCACACAUGUCGUCUACAUGAAGUUACUCCUCUUUGAGUACAAGCACCGCAAGAUGAAGCCAGUCCAGAUGGUGCCGGCCAUCAGUCAGAACUGGACCUUCCAUGGGCCGGGUGCCACAGGCCAAGCAGCAGCAAACUGGAUUGCAGGCUUUGGAAGGGGCCCGAUGCCGCCAACUCUGCUGGGAAUCCGGCAGAACUUGCACAACCAGAACCGGCGCCUAUUGGGCAUGGAGGAGUUCAAAGCGGAGAAGCAGCUUGGCAGGAUGUUUUACGUGAUCACCCUGCUGUUCCUGGUGCUUUGGUCUCCCUACAUAGUGGCUUGUUAUUGGAGGGUUUUUGUCAAGGCUUGCACAAUACCACACCGGUACCUCUCCACCACGGUGUGGAUGAGUUUCGCCCAAGCCGGGGUCAACCCUAUUGUCUGUUUCUUCCUGAACAAAGACUUGAAGAAAGGGCUCCUUUCCCACCUACCAGCCUGCUGCAGGACUAAACCUCAUCUGCCACGAGAGCCUUAUUGUGUCAUGUAAGCAGAAAUGAUCUGAAACUGGAGAAAAACCAAGGGGCAACCUAGAGAUGUGAUGUGGGAGUGUUUGCUUGAGUUUUUUUGGCUUUUGAUUCAAUGCGAGCUGCGUUUAAGUCUAGGGUGUAAACAGUUGAGUGUAAUGGUAAAAACACUGGAAUGGUAAGCAUGUGUUUUCAUCUACCAAACCCUUUGUCACUCAAAACAUACACAGUCAGACCCUUACUUUUGAUAAGACAUACUUAAACAGCAGACAAGACAAGUAAUAAUGCAGUCAUUGUGGAAACCAAGCCAGAUGGAUAACCACCAACAUAGUUCAUUAGCUAGCUGCUUUAAAAAGAAUGUAAAAAAAAAAAGAAAGCUGAUAAGAAAGGAUUGAAACAAGGGAUGUUUUGGUGGGUUUGCUGAAAAAAAAAAGACUCCUUGGGAGGACAAAGAAGCAAUUUAUGAGUUUAAAUCUAAAUUUGCUUAAAUGCUGAAAUAGUUAGGUAACCUAAUAUAAGAGUACUGGUUUGACAAAGAGAGAGAUUGUCCAGCCAAAUUUAAACUAAACACAUUGCCUUUUGUUGGUCAGCAUAUUUAUACUUGGUUUUAAGGGCCUAUGAGGUCAUCAUUUAUAUUGUCCAAUACAUUAAUUCCAAAUGUAGUAUUUUCUUGUUCAGCCCUAUCAUAAUUAAUUGUUCAAUUGUGGCCAGAAAUUGGUUCUAAAAUCAAAGUAAUUUACUGUUAAGACAAAAGAAGACGCGCUGAAUACUAAUGUUUGGUAAAGGCAACCUCAAAGAGUGAAUUUUUAAUUCUGGGUUCGUUAAGUGGCAAGGGAGAUGUUUAAAACUGACCUUAAGCUUGUUAAGAAAUAUAGAUUGUUCCCAUUAAUGCCCUUCACCAAAUAGGGAAAAAUGUACUGUUCGUGUGUCUGGCAUUGACACAUAAGUGACAAAAACACCAGCUUUCAUGUCUAUGAAAAUUUACUUCCCAUUGUUUCACCUUUGUUGGCAGGUUAUCGUGUCGACUUUAUUUUCUGUUUUACAUUGAUGUUAAGACGAACUGUGGUACUUUCAGAUGGUGGCAGAAUAUAAGUACCACCAAAACAUGUUUGUUUGUAUUGCUGUGCAUCACUUGAAGACAAAAGAUCAUCUCAGUGUUAGUAUCAGAGGUUUCUGGCUGACGACAGCUUUUUAAUACCUAUGAUUUAAGUCUUAGCACAGUGCCCAGUUACAUAAAACACCUGUCUUCAAAAUUAAUUAAAACAUGUUCCAUACCUGAACAUUAUGAUUACAAGAUGUGAAAGAAAGGUCCCCUAGCUAGGCUCAAAAACUUGACCUAACUUCCCUUUGACUUCGUACACCAUCCUGAGUGUCUGAAUGUUUAAAACAGAUGCACAAAGUCCUCAAAAAUAACCAUAAUGGAAAUAAACAAUACCAGGAAUGGAUUUCUUUUAAAUAAUUCAACAACUUAAUGUCACCCUCAAUGCCCACAAGGCAUGUCUCAGUCUAAGAUGCCAAGUACGAUCUGCUGUCAGCUAGUCUGUUUUGAUAUUCACCAAACAUCUUAGUUAGCGCUAAGCUCUCAGUCUAUUUCUAACAAACCACCUCGCGCUUUUGGAGCAUGAAAUUCACUUUUGAGUGCAUAUAAAUGGAUGUAAUUGUUAAAAGUUUAACUGAACAUAUUAAUAUUUUACAAUGCAAUUAGACUGUCAGCAGACCAUUUUCAUGUAAAAAGCAGCAAAACUAGCUUAUCCUCUUUGAAGAGAUGCUCCAGUUCUCUGCUGCUGUUCACACUUCAGUUCUUAAUGUGAGACAGUUAUGUUAUCAAACUAAAUAAGUACAGCUAAAACUGAUCUAUUACCACUUUGAUCAUGUGAAAGGAAACAUGCCUCUACUAUAGAGUGCAUAUAAGAAGUAAAGUAAGCACUGUUUAGUCACCCACUAGUUUGUUUACUACAGUUUUUACGCCUCCAGUUUUGCACUUUGACACUCGCCGGCUGCCCAAAGCUUAAAGCAUACUCUGCUUUAUUGUUUGUUUUAUCUUAAUUGGGACUAAAAUUUGAAAAAACACAACAUGCUGGUUGAAGAAGACCAGAAACAAGGGACUGAGACCAUACACUAAUGAGUUGAUAAUAUAUUAAAGCAGAAGUAGGCUUCGUUUCUCAUUGACUUCAAUACAAUCUGACUGUGUGCACUCAAGUUUAAGGCAGUUGAGUCACUAAAAGCAUAACCUUUAAGCAGUUAAUAUUACACCAGAAGAGUUUUACUUAAACUGGACAUUGACACAACUCCAACUGGGACUCCUCGGUUUCAGAAAUGUAUGGACAAUUCAAUCAUCAUUUACUCUCUAAGUCUCUAAGUGAGUGUGGAUCAUAAAAUCCAGUUAUGUUGGAGAAUCUGUGGGCGGGGCACGGUGCAGGAUCCUCUUGGCAGAUUUUCACUCUGUUUGUCAAGGAUACAAACUUCCAUCUGUGCCAGUGAUGGUCCCCUCUGUCAUCCUCACUUGUGCAUCAUCCAACAAAUAGUAAGACACUGAAUCAGGCUUUGGAUACACCUACAAACAUUCACAAGUGACAACUGAAAAACGUGCUUAAAAAGUAGUAUUUCUACAGUAAUCAUUUUCUAGAGAGACUUUGUGACUGGGCACUGCUAACUGCAUACAUCUCUCAAACUUGAAUGCCAAAUUUUGUGCACGUAAGAAGCUGUUUGUCGAGUGAAAUGUGAUUACGUACAACCAAAGCACAGGUCAGACUGUCUCUUCUAUGGCAGGAUGGGGGCUUUAGAUAACGGGAUGAUACUACGCAUCUAUGUUCUCAGUCUAGCUAUUGGUAUUAUUUUGGCCUUGAUCACUCUCCUUGGUGUAUAAAACAAGCUUUGCUGAAUUAUUUUGACCCCUCUUAAAAAGGUCUGAAUUUUGAGAAAAUUCAUGGUGAGAUACAGAGUCAAAAUGUAUACAAAGAUGCAAAUAUGAUCACUGUUAGGGUGAAAAUUAUGAUAUAAAGUUUAACAUUUUGGCUGCAGUAACAUUUGUUGUCUUGACGCUUGCAGGACAAACAUCACUAAAGCCUAUGUUAUAUUAAUUCAUUUUAGAUGAUCACCGAAAAAUGGAGAUGAAAUCUGUGAAAUUCGCAACACAAGAUAAAUCUGGUGUAAAAUGAAUGUAGAUAUGAUCUAGUACGUUUAUGUCAUCAUUACUACACACUGAGUACUGAAGGUUUGAGAUUGCGGUAGAAGUAAGGUCUGCUUUAUUUUUGCACAAAUCUAGAUCCAGAAUCGAUUAACUGUGCUUCUUUCUUGUUUCUCUCGGAGAGUGAACUGUAACUUGAAGUGGAGUUUAGGUGGAAGUAAAGAACAGGGCACAGAGAUUGUAAUUUGUCAGUGAAUGUCUGAAAAGAUGACAAAGUGAGUACUUGAGAUUGAGGGCAAAACAGUGUGCUUGUUUGGGGGGUUUGAGGUGCCCCUUUGUCUCGGCCGUGGCGUACACGAAACACCCGACAGCAGCAUGCCACAGAGAAUCUUGUUUUUGAUUUCAGAAUUAUGGCCUUACUCCAUGAAAAACCAAUGCAACAAAAAGUAGACAAAUGUGUCUCUUCUGUGUGCGCCGAAGUCAUUCAAACGGAGGAAACUGAACACUGUGUACACACACUCGUGACAUUUUUGGAAGACUUGUUGCUCUUCCCAUCAACACCUGGAGGAACUGAGGUCAUGGACAGAUAACGGAAUAGUAGACUUUUCUACCACAGACUGAUGAUGUGAGCAAAAUCUGCUCCAGAUUUUUGUUGGAUUGUUUUUCUGUUCUUUUGUUUCCCUCUCGGAUAUCAACAUGAAAAUGAAGGAAAAAUGACCAGUCUUUCCAUUUUCAUUUGUGGGACAAAGCCAGAUCACCGUUUGGAUCCUGAGUUGAUGCUGGAGAGGCCUGACCAUGCUUUUUUAGUUGCCUCAGGCAGAUUAUCUUUUGUAAAUUUACUGUGACCUCUGUACUAUUUAGUGUGUAUUAUAUUGACAGCAAACCAACUUUGAAAUGCAAAGGAAGAGUUCCUCAUCAUCGUAUUUUUACUGUGUGUGUGAGUGAGUGUUUCUAUUGGCAGGUAUGAUUGUGUGAAUGUGUAGGAUGAUGGUAACAUGAAUGAGACAGGAGGUAAAAUACUGACCAGACACAUUUUGCACCCUGAAGAUAUCAUUCCUGCAAAUGCUUCCUCAGUACUUCUCAUGUCGAUCCAUUUCCUCACACAAAGAUCUGAAUGUGUUACCAAACCAAUGACGUUUACUGAAAGUCCCUUUUGUAAAACAUGUAAUGGGUUAUGAUUAACUGACUGGAUUUUUCUUUUCUUUAUAUGUAAGGUUGAUGAAGGUAAAAAAAAACAAGCUUGAUUCAAAGCUUCGGUAAGGCCAAAUGUUAUCGCUAACAUCAGCCACCUUCUGAAUGUUUCUUUGAAGAACUGAUGCAGAUGAAGAGCGUGACAUUUCAGUCUCUUGUUGCAAAAAACCAAGACGAAACAACGUGGCACUUUCACUUUAAAACCAUAUCAGCAUUCAGUGUGCUAUUUUCUGUAAGGAUAGCACCAGAUUGUUCAGUUUGGGUUGUCUCCAUCAGUAAUACUUGCACUGUGAGCAUUCAUAUGAUCCGACAAGCUGGAAACAAACUUGCUAGCUGGAAAUUAUAAGCGUGGGCAACAACAUGGGAAGAUGCUGUGCAAAGCAAUAAGGCUGGCCUGUGUGCAGGUAAUGUCUGUUAACAGCAUGUACACAAGAAAGCAAAAUCUAAUGACAAGAGAGGGGAGUGUUGUACAGAAAGUAUUUUAGUGCCUGUUUUUAAAUCUGAGUUUUUGCCAAUUCUGUUUGAGAUUACUUUAGUUUUUAGCAGGAGAAGAGUAAAAGAGGUGGCAAAAAUUCCACACCCCUUAGUGAUCGUAUGUUGACAGUAGAGAUCUCUGUGCCUAAAUAUCUGCUUAUGAAUGCAGAUUACAUCCAAUGGUUGAUUUUUUUUGCCUCUCAAGUUACUUUAAAUAACUACCAUCGCACAGAGGAGGAAUUUUUGGCCCAGAUAAUAUUGUGGUUUCUGCUCCAAGAUACUUACUGGCUGCGCCAUAGUAAAAAAAAAAGUUGGACAACACCUAUAAAAGGUGAAUCGGCACAAGGCCAAUCCAAUUGGCAGGCUUUGUAACUUAAAAUGGCCAACGUGCAAAAGCAAAAUGCCAAUGUUUUCUGAGAUGUAUUAAAAAAUUGCCAAGAAA
Notolabrus celidotus (New Zealand spotty) is the source of this 7229-nucleotide messenger RNA. It is a transcript of the gene gpr173, whose product is annotated as G protein-coupled receptor 173. The record is from RefSeq and is a predicted model, not a curated record. Gene Ontology annotation, molecular function: G protein-coupled receptor activity. Gene Ontology annotation, biological process: G protein-coupled receptor signaling pathway. The transcript is spliced from 3 exons. Gene Ontology annotation, cellular component: plasma membrane. Bases 825 to 2018 code for a protein of 397 amino acids. Lineage: Eukaryota; Metazoa; Chordata; Actinopteri; Labriformes; Labridae.